GAUUGGUUGGUUGGUUAAAAUUGCACGAGCCGAUAAAAGCUCAUGGUUGGAUAAAACGACGAUUAGUUUCAUAUCAGAAUUGAUUGAGUGAAGAUUUUUCUAACAAGACAAAAACAAAUUUUAUUUUAGACUCAAAUUUUACCCAUGUUACACGUAUCCUUUAGCUUUGCCACAAAUGUACAUGCAGUGAGUUUUAGAUAACAAAGUGGAAUAACGCAGCAUUAGUUUCUAUUGCAUUAAGUGAUUUUAGUGAAAGCAAAAAAUUGUUUAAGAAAUUUUAGAGAAAAAAAAACAUUUUUUUCCUUUGAUUUUUGUUUAAAAAAAUUUCUUUUGGACGGGGAAUUGUAAAAAAAAAUUAGUGGUGUGUGACAAUGCAAAGAGAUCAACACGUCAAAAAUGCGAGAUUGACAUGGAACGUUAAACAAUCGAGCUUUGCUCUAAACACGAUCAACCCUAUCCGUGGUAUUAUCGACAAUCUGAAAAUCGAACCGAAUCCUGAGAAGUAUAUGAUUCCACUUUCUAUUGGUGAUCCAACCACAUUCGGUAAUUUGUUGGCGGCACGUGAGACUAUUGAAGCUGUAAAAGAAGCUAUUGAUUCCGGCGAGUUUAAUGGGUAUGGCCAUGCCGCUGGUCAUGUAGAAGCUCGCCAAGCUGUUUGCGAUUACGUUGAAGAGUGUCAAGGAAAAGUUUCGACCAACGAUGUUAUUUUAUGCAGCGGUUGCUCAUGUGCACUGGACAUGUGCAUCGCGGUACUGGGAGAUCCAGGGAAGAAUAUAUUAAUUCCACGGCCUGGAUUUUCUAUUUAUCGAACAUUAGCCAUUGGACAUGGCAUCGGUGUUCGUUCGUAUGAUCUGUUGCCGGAACGUGGUUGGGAGGCCGAUCUGCAGCAGAUGGAAUCGCUAAUCGAUGAAAAUACGGUCGCAUUAGUUGUUACCAAUCCGAGUAAUCCAUGCGGAAGUGUCUUCCGAAAAGAUCACUUGAAAGAAAUAAUUAAUUUGGCCGAACGUUAUUAUUUGCCAAUUAUAGCUGAUGAGAUAUACGAACAUUUUGUGUUUCCUGGUACUGAUUUUGUUUCCGUUAGUUCCUUAUCUAAGACUGUUCCCGUUUUAUCCUGUGGAGGACUCACCAAGAGAUUUUUAGUACCCGGUUGGAGACUCGGGUGGAUUGUCAUUCAUGAUAGAAAUCAUAUUUUCGAUGAUGUGCGAAAGGGACUCAGCAAUCUAUCAAAUCGAAUAUUAGGAUGCAACUCACUCGUACAGGGUGCACUACCGUCGAUUCUUCGUAAUACGCCUCAAUCAUUUUUCGAUAAUUUGAUCAACGUGCUCUACAAAAAUGCUCAGGUUGCCUAUCAACUGAUCAAAAAGAUACCUGGACUGCGUCCCAUAAUGCCCGAAGGUGCAAUGUACAUGAUGAUCGGCAUCGAUGUGGACCAGUUUCCCGAAUAUUCCAACGAAUUGCAUUUCGUGCAGGAUCUGGUAAAGGAAGAAAGUGUCUUUUGCCUUCCGGGACAAUGUUUCGACUAUCCGAACUAUAUACGCAUUGUGUUGACUGUACCUGAAGAGAUGAUAAUCGAAGCUUGUGCCCGUAUGGCCGAAUUUUGUGAGAAUCAUUACAAAAUCGACAGCCGAUUGAUUGAAAAUGAAAUUUUGCGAGCUGUUGACAUCGAUUGAAUGAGCACAUAUGAUGCGGCCGGGCAUUUAUGUUUUACAUUUCACAUUUUUCUUUUUCAUUCAUUUCGAUGAAUAUAAAAAUUUUAUUAAUUUUUAAGGCUUUUAUACGACAUGACGAUUUGUGAUUAAUUAAUAGGUUAAGCAUUAUGUUAAUAAUAUUUUA
Molecule: messenger RNA, 1833 nt
Organism: Bradysia coprophila
Lineage: Eukaryota; Metazoa; Arthropoda; Insecta; Diptera; Sciaridae
Product: Tyrosine aminotransferase
Biological process (GO): L-tyrosine catabolic process; biosynthetic process; L-phenylalanine catabolic process
Molecular function (GO): L-tyrosine:2-oxoglutarate transaminase activity; pyridoxal phosphate binding
Source: RefSeq, a predicted model, not a curated record